AUGGCACCCCCCUCCAACUCGAAAAAGCGUUCCGCUGGUGAUCGCCCGUCCUCCGGUCCUCAGAGCAAGAAACCCCGCGUCGCCGCUUCAAACGGCUCGGGUGGUAAACCAUCCGCCUCGAAACCAAAAGACUCCAAGCCGACCCGACGAGGAGGACAGAAUGUGAGCAGGGAACCUAAAAAGGCCGAACAGGAGCCCAAGCGGAAAGCCCCGAUCACUGGACGAAAGUACGAAGAGGAUCUCGACCUCGAGGAGGAUGACGAUGUCGAUAUGGACAACUUGGAAGAGGACGAGUUUGACGAAGACGUAGAGAUGGAGGCCGGGGAUGGUGUCGAGACCGGUGCCGUGGGCGAUGUACCGGCUGGUCUCGAUGGUGAACAAGCGAAACGUCUAUCAAAAGCCGAGAAAGCCGCCCUGCACGCCCAACAACCUCACCGAACAACCCUCCUUCCCUCUCACCCUCUCCUCAAAGACACCCUCUUACCGCUCUGGGAAGACGCUCGAAGAGCCGACCUCUCCAAGGAGGAACGUAGCAAGAAGAUCAAACAGUUGUACGAGGCCGUCAAGGGUCGAGUGAGGGAGGUCGGACGGGGCCACAAGGGUGGGAGGGUUUUGCAGACGAUCGUCAAGUAUGGGGGGAAGGAGGAGCGGAAUGGCAUCGCCGUCGAGUUGGAUGGGCUGUACAAGCAGAUGUUGGAGAGCAAGUACUCAAAGUUCUUGAUGGCCAAGCUCAUUCGUCAUUGUCCCUCGGUCCGACUUUCCAUGAUCUCCCAACUCUCCCCUCACAUCCCCACCCUCAUCGCCCACUCGCACGCCAUCACCCCCCUCGCAGACUUUUACGAACUCCACGCUUCGUCCAAAGAACGUCGACUCAUGGUCCGCGCUUUUUACCCUAAAGAGGUUCUCCUGUUUGACGGUCUCGGGAUCGGUGGGACUACCCCAGAGGGCAAGGAUGAGAUCAAGAAAAAUGUGGAAAAGGGCAUCGAGAUCAAGGGGUUGGUCAAGACGCUCGAAGGCAUGGGAGAAGGCGCGAUCAGGACGAGGGUUCUGGACCUGUUGAUGGAGAGGAUCAGCGCGAUCUUCAACUCGACUCAAAAGGAAGCCCUCGCACAGGCCAUCUUCCACCGACUCGUCCUCGAAUACCUUCAAGCCAUCUACGCCUUCCUCCCCGCCGACGAGGCCGACAAGAAGAUGCACGACCUCCUAGACGUCUGUAUCGAGUCCCUGGCCGAUAUCGUACACACAAAGGACGGAUCCGCUGUGGCACGUGAGAUGCUCGCGAGGGGAGUAGCCAAGGAUAGGAAGAACAUCUUGAGGGUGUUGAAGCCGCAUUUGAAAAAGCUCUGUCAGGAUGCCGAGGCGCAGAUGGUCCUCUUCACCGCGUUCGACGUGGUGGAUGAUACCAAGAUGAUGGCCAAGGCCAUCUUGACCGAAGUAGCGGUCCUCGCCCCUGGCUUAGCCAUGCACAAGACCGGCCGUCGAGUCCUCCUCUAUCUCGUCACUCCCCGGUCCACCCGUCAUUUCAUCCCCUCGACGAUCAAGGACUUGGAAGCGACCGACGCUACCGCUGCAGCAACUAGCAAGAAGAACAAGGAUACUCGAAGAAAAGAAUUGAGGGUGGCCAUCAGUCCGGAUAUGAUCAAGCUCGUCGCCGAGCAGGGGGAGGAGUUGAUGAGGGAUGCAGGGGCGAGCUUGUUGGUCACCGAGAUCAUGCUCGAAGCGGAAGGAGACAAAACCGAGGCGAUCCAGGCGCUCGUACGACCCAUCGGCCAGACAUAUCCCAACCCGGCCUCGGUCGACCCUGAACAGGAUCCGGCUACCGCACCCAUCUUGGACAUUUCUUACGCCGACCGGGCUUACAAGACCUUGUUGGCCGGAGGUCGAUUCAACAGUGCGACGUCCAGCGUCGAAUCCGCCAACGAGGAACUUCGGAGUCAGUUCGGCAAAGCCUUUUGGCAAGCUCUGACGAGCGAGGAAGCUGGUGGGGAAUCGAACGCCGUUAAUCUCGCCCUGGGGAACGCUCCGUUCGUCGUAGUCGAGUUGGUGGACAACUUGAAGAUGGAUGAAGAGCUCGGACCGGUUGUCAAGCGGGUGUUGGCGACCCCAGAGGUGAUGGGUCAGGUGGAGAAGAGUUGGAGGAAGGGUGCGAGCCUGUUGCACCAGAAGCUGGCGUCUCUGUGA
Filobasidium floriforme is the source of this 2181-nucleotide messenger RNA. RefSeq names its product armadillo-type protein. The record is from RefSeq and is a predicted model, not a curated record. Gene Ontology annotation, biological process: regulation of translation. Gene Ontology annotation, cellular component: nucleolus. Lineage: Eukaryota; Fungi; Basidiomycota; Tremellomycetes; Filobasidiales; Filobasidiaceae. Bases 1 to 2181 code for a protein of 726 amino acids. Gene Ontology annotation, molecular function: mRNA binding. The transcript is spliced from 8 exons.